Didymella exigua CBS 183.55 is the source of this 1266-nucleotide messenger RNA. Its product is annotated as alpha/beta-hydrolase. The coding region runs from base 1 to 1266 and encodes 421 amino acids. The record is from RefSeq and is a predicted model, not a curated record. The transcript has 2 exons. NCBI's taxonomy places the organism in Eukaryota, Fungi, Ascomycota, Dothideomycetes, Pleosporales, Didymellaceae.
AUGUACUCGCCUACCAUUGUUUCGAGCCUGCUGUUAGGAGCAUUGCCCUUCCUGACUUCAGCACAAGAUAACAUCAACGUCUCUGGUCCACCACAAUCUAACCCACCAACAGGCGACUGCACUGGUGUCAAAGGCAUUAGCCCAAAAUGUAGCAGCCAAGAGUCUGCGUAUCAACGAGACUUCUUCUACAUCGGUGGUGGCUAUGUCGAUUCCGGCAUCCCAGGCCAGCAGAUGUGGAGCGACCAACUCUAUGUCGAGAAGCUGACGCCCGCCAAGAAAGUCAACAAGCCUUACCCCAUGGUUUUCGUCUCCGCGGGUAUCAACACAGGCGCAGAAUGGCUGAAUACGCCAGACAAUCGCAAAGGGUGGGCUUCCUACUACCUUGACCAAGGCUACCAGGUCUACAUUGUCGAUAUUGCUGCCAACGGCCGAAGUGGCCAGCAGCUUCUUGCCAAGUACCCUCUGCGCAUUGGAUCCACCGACAUUAUCAAUGAGCAGGGCUUCACAGCUCCGGAAGACUUCGACCAGUACCCACAGGCAAACGCACAUACACAAUGGCCUGGCAACGGAUCUCGUGGAGAUCUCGUUUUUGACGCCUUCACUGCCGCCAACGUUCCCAUCUCUUCAUCUAACGUGAACGUGGAGAGCACUAUGCGCACAUCUGGAUGCCAGCUUCUCAGUAUGAUUGGCCAGUCAUACACAGUCUGCCAUUCUGCCGGUUGCACUUACACAGCCAUCUGGUCAGACGCAUGCCCUGAUCUGCUGCGUGCCAACAUCAACAUUGAGCCUGGCAACCUCCCAUUCACUUCUCUGAUCGGAAACACCACCGUUGCUGGAGUCGGUCGUACCGCUGCUCGGCCUUGUGGUCUCACAUACACACCGCUGCAAUUCGAUCCGCCUGUAACGAACUGCUCGGCCAUUACCACCGCUGAGGUUGGAACGGACGACCCGGCCAAGCGCUCCUGCAUUCUCCAGAGUGGCACCAUCCACAAGCUCACCCAGCUCAGCAAAGUGCCUUACAUCAUGAUCACGGGCGAGGCCAGCCCGCAUAUCACGUACGACCACUGCUUCGUCGAGUACUUCAAGCAGAUGAACCUCACCAACUACCAGUGGAUCAAGCUUGCCAACAUUGGUAUCAAGGGCAAUGCCCACUUCAUGUUCCUGGAGAAGAACAACCAGGUCAUCGCCGCGGCGAUCAACUACGGUCUUGGGAAAAUGAACGGAAGCCCAGCUGCUCCAGGUCAUCCAAGUCUUCCUGUCCUUUGA